This is a messenger RNA of Dentiscutata heterogama, 366 nucleotides long. The record is from the annotation of a GenBank genome assembly. Lineage: Eukaryota; Fungi; Glomeromycota; Glomeromycetes; Diversisporales; Gigasporaceae.
AUGUGCACAAAUGAACAUGAAGCUAUUGUUGCGUUGAUGUGCCAGUUUUUCAGUGCUCACAGCCCUAUCAGUUCUAAUGCUCCAAUACAAAUACGCGGUCAGCCACUUCAUGGAUCGCCAGCUGGAGACGGUACUCGCAUUGCACCGGAUUUCGCUGUCUUUCCACAUAAAACCUAUGUUCUGAAUCCUCCAGUUCCCACCCUGGGAAACUCUUAUGCAAGGAUAAUUUGUGAAAUAGCCAUGGCCCAAACCUCCUCCAACUUGAAGAACAAAUGCAAGCUUUGGAUGCGACAAUCGUACAUACGAUCUAUUAAACUUUAUGAUAUAAUGAAUACACGGGCGAUGAAGAUUGAAUAUGUCCGCUGA